GCAACUACUUCCGGUUCACAAACAGUCCAAGAUGGCGGACGAAACUGCGGAUCGUGUCCCAGAAGUAAAUUAUGACGAAGCUAUUAUGGCACAAGUAGAUCAUAUUCAAAAAGAGAUAGCAGAUUCGCAAGCACUAGUCAGCGACAAGCAUGACAUACUUAAUCUCCUACAGGAAUAUUCUAGUGACGACUAUGUUUAUCAAUCAAAAAUAAAGAAUUUAUCAUCUAAUUAUUCUUAUGUACGAAAGACGAGAGGUGACGGUAAUUGUUUCUUUCGAGCCUUUGGUUUUGGAUAUUUUGAAAGACUAAUAGACGAUAAAGAAGAAUAUGAAAGAUUUAAAGCACUUGCAUCAAAAAGUAAAGAUGAAUUAGUUGCAUUAGGAUUUCCGUCCUUUACGAUAGAAGAUUUCCAUGAUGUCUUUAUGGAAGUAAUAGAGAUGGUAGGAAAAGAACAAUCUGUUGAGGAACUUCUGAAGACUUUCAGAGAUGAAGGAAUAUCAAACUAUGUUGUUGUGUACUUAAGAUUAUUAACUUCUGCUCAACUGCAAAAGAAAGCAGAGUUCUUCGAGAACUUUAUAGAAGGUGAAAGAACUGUUAAAGAAUUCUGCAGCCAGGAAGUAGAGCCAAUGGCAAAAGAAAGUGACCACAUUCAUAUCAUUGCCCUAACAGAUGCACUGGGUGUAUGCAUCCGAGUUGAAUAUGUUGACAGAACUGGUUCAACUGAUGUCAAUCAUCAUGACUUUCCAGAAGACGGAGGAAAACCUAAAGUACAUUUACUCUACAAACCUGGCCAUUACGAUGUGUUAUACCAAGCUGAAUGUUGACCCAAAAUCAAUUCUACACCAAAAAUGAAUGCAUAGAGAUAGAGAUAUGUUCACCUUUUGAUUCCUAAUUCCCGGUAUAUUUAUCUACUAUUGAACAGGGCUAAAAGUACUUUAUCAUAUGACCUGUACGGCCCUGCUUGCGCGCUCUAAUAAAAGCAUUGGAAAAAGUCACGUGAUGGGGGCCAGACAGCUUUGAGCGAGCAGAUCUGUACGGCCCUGCUCGAAUCCACGCGCUUUCUCUUUUUUAGCUUUUAUUUACUAUUUCUUUCUUUCUUUGAUUUUUUAUUGAUUUUUUUGUGAGGGUCAUAUGAUAAAAUGCUUAUUGACUGA
Messenger RNA from Actinia tenebrosa (Australian red waratah sea anemone), 1153 nucleotides. Its product is annotated as ubiquitin thioesterase OTUB1. Lineage: Eukaryota; Metazoa; Cnidaria; Anthozoa; Actiniaria; Actiniidae. The record is from RefSeq and is a predicted model, not a curated record. Gene Ontology annotation, molecular function: ubiquitin binding; cysteine-type deubiquitinase activity. Gene Ontology annotation, cellular component: nucleus. Gene Ontology annotation, biological process: protein K48-linked deubiquitination.